Messenger RNA from Acanthaster planci (crown-of-thorns starfish), 4824 nucleotides. RefSeq names its product cytochrome P450 3A6-like. NCBI's taxonomy places the organism in Eukaryota, Metazoa, Echinodermata, Asteroidea, Valvatida, Acanthasteridae. Gene Ontology annotation, molecular function: oxidoreductase activity, acting on paired donors, with incorporation or reduction of molecular oxygen; iron ion binding; steroid hydroxylase activity. The record is from RefSeq and is a predicted model, not a curated record.
AAGGACUCUGCCAUAACAAUUAAAGCUCGAUUCACUCGGACAUGGCAGACUUCACCUUUGAUCGGAAAGGCCCACGUAAAAGCGCUCGCUUCUUCUGGGCACUGUUAUUCAACGUCGUCACACUGAUCUCAAUUUUUCUGUACAGUAGCAGCGUACGGAUAUGGAGCUGUUUGGAUUCGACGUGUCGGUAACUUGGGUGUUAGUUGUCGGAGUGGUGCUCAUGUUGGCAUGGUAUGAUCGGUGGUGCCACCAGUACUUCCAGAGACGAGGCAUCCCGGUGCCAGACUAUAUCCCCUUCUUUGGCAACAUCCUACAGUGGCGCCAUGGAUUCCAAACCGUCUUCACUGAUUAUGCCAAGAAGUACGGAAAAGUCGUCGGGACGUAUGACUUCCGAACACCAGUCCUGAUCAUCACCGAUCCCGAUCUCCUGAAGAACAUUCUUGUCAAGAACUUCUCCAGUUUUUGCAACCGCCGGAAAAUUCCACUAUCCCAGCGGCCACUUAAUCGGGGCUUGACUCGGCUAGAUGACGAGGAGUGGAAGGAGAUUCGUAAUGUGAUCACUCCGUCGUUCAGUGCCUCCAAGAUGAAAAGGAUGUCUGCGAUGAUCAAUGAAUGUUGCGAUACUAUGGUGACAAAUUUCAGCAGAUCGCGGGCUGGAGGAAAGGCAGUGGAUUGCAGAGAGGUGUUUGGGGCUUUUACAAUGGACGUGGUCGCCAGUUGCGGUUUUGGGGUCAAGGUUGACUCCCAACAGAACAAGGACGACCCUUUUGUCAAGUAUGCGAAGAAAGCGUUUGCAUUUACGAGGAUGAAUCCGUUUGUUUUGUUACUCUGUGCUUUCCCGUUCCUCAAGCAUGUCUUUGCCUUCUUGAAAAUUAACCCGGUUCCGCCCGACGCCAUCAAGUUUUUCAUGGACGUUACGGAGACUGCGUGCAAAAUGCGAUCGGCUGAGGGGUCUCAAGCAUCAAAGCGUGUCGAUCUUCUGCAACUCAUGCUGAACGCCCACAACGACGACGAGUUCGAACAGAAUGGCACUUCUCUCCCAGAGGACAACCUGAACAGGAGCGUGGCCCCUCGAAAACCCCUCUCAACCGAAGAUGUCAUGGCUCAGUCGCUCAUCUUCUUUCUGGCUGGGUACGAGACAACCAACACGCUGCUUAGCUUCACUGCUUACCUGCUGGCUACCAACCAAGAAGCACAGGAGAAGCUACACGCUGAGAUUGACAACCUCGCACCCACAAGAGACAACCUUGGCUAUGACGUCAUCGCCAAGAUGGAGUAUUUGGACAUGGUCAUCAACGAGUCAUUGCGCAUGUACCCUCCAGCCGUAGUGUUUGAUCGUGUGUGCAACGACACCGUGACUGUCGAUGGCCUAACCAUUGAAAAGGGCGUGCACUUGAUUGUAAGCACCUGGACGCUUCACUAUGAUGAACAAUACUGGGAAAAUCCCUCCAACUUCGACCCCGAAAGGUUCAGCCCUGAGAACAAGGCUACCAUCAAGCCAUGUACCUUUCUGCCGUUUGGCUUUGGUCCCCGUAACUGCAUAGGCAUGCGCUUUGCCUUGAUGGAAGCCAAGAUGGCGCUGGUCCGUGUGAUGCAACAGUAUCGCUUCGAUGUCAGCUCGGAGACCGAGAACAUGGAGGUGUUCGGGUUUGGAGUGUCGAUGACAUUGGUUCUGGUUGUCGGUACGGUGCUCAUAUUUGCCUGGUAUGACUGGUGGUGUCAUCACUAUUUCCAGAGACGAGGCAUCCCCGUGGCCGACUACGUCCCCGUCUAUGGUAGUAGUUAUUAUUUGCGUGACGGAGUAUGGAAGGCUUUUGAUGAAUACAGAAAGAAGCAUGGAAAAGUGGUUGGGAUGUACGGAUUUAGACAACCGGUUCUGGUCGUCAGUGACCCUGAAAUACUGAAGCAUAUCCUGGUCAAGAGUUUCUCCAAUUUUUACAACCGUUGGAAAAGGCCAAUGGUCCGUUAUGACCGUUCACCUGUCGGUAGAGGUAUGUUUUUCUUGGAAGAUGGAGAUUGGAAGAACAUUCGGAACACACUGACGCCGUCGUUGACUGGGGCUAAGAUGAAACAAAUGUCUCCGGUGAUCAACGAGUGUUGUGAUACUCUAAUCACAAGUAUUAGUGAGGCACGAACGGGAGGCAAGGCAGUCGACUGCAAAGCGCUGUUCGGUGCCUUCACUAUGGAUGUCAUCGCACGUUGUGCUUUCGGUCUGAAUGUAGACUCACAGAAGGACAAAGACGAUCCCUUUGUGCAGAAUGCGAGAAUUUUUCUUGACCCUAGACGCCUCAGAGGACCUCAUAUUAUACUCAGCGCUAUUUUUCCAGUACUGGCACGCUUGUUCGGCUUCUUGGGAGUGGACAUGGCUUUUGACAAAAAGGCUGCCAAGUUUUUCCAGGAUGUUACAGAGGCUACAUGUAAAUUGCGUGAAGAGGAAGGGGCAACAGCUUCUAAAGAGCGCAUCGACUUAUUUCAGCUGAUGCUGAACGCCCACAAUGACCCUGGCACUGAUCCAGAAGACACGCCCACUGCAGAGAGCGGGCCUGAGGGUGGCGUGGCCCAACGCAAACCCCUCUCAACAGAGGACAUAAUGGCUCAGGGGGUUCAGUUUUUCCUGGCUGGGUACGAGACAACCAACUCGCUGCUGACUUUCACCGCUUACCUGCUGGCUACCAACCAAGACGUGCAGGAGAAGCUACACGCUGAGAUUGACAACCUCGCUCCCACAAGGGACAACCUUGGCUAUGACGUCAUCGCCAAGAUGGAGUAUCUGGAUAUGGUGAUCAGUGAAUCACUGCGCAUGUAUCCUCCAGUAAUCUUUCUUGAUCGCUUGUGCAACGACACCGUGAACUGUGAUGGCUUUGUCAUUGAAAAGGGCGUUGCUGUGUUCGUACCCGUCUGGAGCCUUCAUCGUGACGAAGAAUACUGGAAAAACCCGACAAAAUUUGAUCCCGAAAGAUUUAGUCUUGAGAACAAGGCUUCCAUCAAACCAUUUACCUACAUGCCAUUUGGCCUUGGCCCCAGAAUCUGCUUUGGUAUGCGCUUUGCUUUGAUGGAAGGCAAGAUGGCGUUGGUGCGCAUAAUGCAACAGUAUCGCUUUGAUGUCAGCUCGGAAACCGAGAUUCCAAUUCCUCUGGGUAAGGGCCUGCUCCUUGCCCCUGCCAAACUGAUGUUGAACGUCGUCCCGAGAAACUAGCUCUCAAAAUGUCUAGACCACUAGCGUGCUCUCCACGUUGCAUUUCCCCUUUUGUAGACAUAUUUAUACCAAAGACAAAAAGCUUCUAUCGCAUACUACCUAGAUUUAGUACCAAAGCGCUGACAAGCGAAACCUUUAACCACUGGAUAUUAAACUUUAUUUUGUUUGAACAAGGGACACUUAAUCUAAAAGGAUAAUUACUUUGUAUUUCAUUUGUGUACAAUUUAUACCAUACUGUCUUCAAAAGCUGCAGAUAAGCCCAUUGAAAGGUACUUUAGUUAGGGCCUAUAUAUGAAAAUUUUAUUUUUGUUAAUUUUCGUAAGCAAGGUAUUGGAAUGAAAAGAAAGAAAGAAAAUCAGCAUACAAAAUGGCUGUAAUUGUUUUUCAUUUUGCUGCUUAGGGACAAGUGACAAGCAGUGAGUUAAAAUAUUCGAUUAAUUUAGGCUAUAGUCCGACAAUGCUUUUGUGAAAUCUACGACAGCACUGUUUCAAUUUCCCAUAUAUUCCAUGCAUCAAAAUCAAUAUCUUCAAUUAAAACCUUACUAGAAAACGUGUAGAACCAAUGGACAGAAAAUCGUAAUGUCCGUGAAUAGUUUUUCAGUUCGUUUUUUUAAAGAAAUUGGCUAGUUACAAGUCACAUGAGCAGAGUUAAAUUUAUUCUUCCAUCGUGUGAGUGUUAUUGUCUUGCAUAUUAGAUCGUUUUCACUCCAUAAACUAUGAUUACCAGUGUAUAGUGUUUGAUUUUACCAGAUACUGUCCAAUAUCUUUUCCUGCUUUUGCUGUCAAGUUUACGUAAAGAUUGGUUAUUUUGCUCCUUUGACUGUAGCGAUAAAUAUCACGAUGACAUCGUUAUUGUUUUGCUUGAGAAACAAAUUAUUAACAUAGUUACCGACAUUGUUUCACUUCGUUUAAAACAUUGUCACAUUUGUUUAGGUAGACUUUUGUAAAAUCGUUGUAAUGCCAUUACGUUUUUAAGUUCAUUUUGCAUUUCAAAAUGUGUUAGGAUGCAUUUAAGCUGUGGUAAAAGGUCAUAAACAAAAUCAUAUUUUCAUAGGUAAUUUGUUUAAAAUCAUCCUCAAUGCAUAAAUUACACUGCUUUCCUGGGAUAAAGGUUGCGUGACCCUGUGCUUAAAUUUAGUACAGUCAACAUUUGCAAGGUUAAAGGUGUACAAUUGCACUGUUCACUGUAGAUAUGGCUGUCAACGUAAACAAGGCAAUAAUGACUGUAUGGCUAGUUCAAAGAACUUUCAUAUAUUAUGACGAAUCUUAAAUUGAAAUGGAUGGACAUUUUUCGUAAUACAAAAUGGCGGGAGCACAAGAAGAAUCAAAGGUCAUGAUUCUGGAGGCAAAUGACUUUUUUAUCUCCAGGGUUGAAUGCGGAUCUGUUGAUUUCCAAUCAGUAAAGUAGACAUCACUGUCGAAAUUAAUAGACCUCAAACAUAAUGACACAACGCAGGUUUUACCUCAGUGCAUUGUGGGUAAAAAGUGGGGAUAGAAAUCAAAGAUGGAGGACACGACUGUCAGUCCUCUACUCGCAGGAUAGCAAAAAGUGGGCACAUAAUGAAUGUACGUAAGGAGUGUCCCAAGCUGUGAAAAUUUACUGGCGCCUUUGAAUGACCGAGUCUGUG